GUCACCGCUGCCGGUACGGUAUUCGGAACGGAAGUUAACAUUGAGGAGGUGAGAGAGUACAGAAGGUAUCAUCAUAUGCAAAAAAGUUGAAAACUGGGACCGUCUAUUAAUCAAAAUACAGGCGGCAACCUCCGGCGGUUCUGUACAGAACGCGACAGCUAAAGACCUCGACGGAGGCGAUCUAUUAAGAAGCAUCCAGUAGUGAUAUGACUGAUCCAAGGGCGAGCCUUCAUAAUGGAGCUAAUACAAAAGCGGGACGAAGUCUCCCUUCAUGGAUAAGUGCGAGAGAGAGUGAGACCAAAUCUCAUGGAAAGAAGGCAGCUGAUGAGGAAAAUGAUGGCACCAAAACAUCUAAACAAGCUAAAGAGUCAUCUCCUUCCAAGAAACCUGAAAGCAGCAAAAAAUCUUCUCCAUCAAGUUCGGGCCCCACAAACUUCUCCAAACUUUUGGAAGGUGUUGUAUUUGUAUUGUCAGGAUUUGUUAAUCCAGAACGCAGCACCUUGCGAUCUCAGGCACUGGAGAUGGGAGCAGAAUAUCAACAGGACUGGAACUCGAAUUGCACCCUCUUGGUUUGUGCAUUUGCAAACACCCCAAAGUUUCGACAGGUUGAGGCAGACUGCGGAACUAUUGUUUCUAAGGAGUGGAUAUCAGAGUGUUACAACCAGAGAAAGCUUGUUGAUAUUGAAAUUUACCUUAUGCAUGCUGGGAAACCAUGGCGGAAGCAAAAUAUUUCCAACAAAUCAAGCCAAGUUGCAGACCUGGAAUCUUCUUUGUCUAGGAAAUCUCUGACGCAAAUAGAUAGAAGAUCGCAUGCUGCUUCUCCCAAGGUAAAGCAGAGUGGAUCUUCUAAUCCUGCUAAGGAGUGUUUCUGUCCUUCUAAAGUGAAGAAGUGGGCUAUUGAUGAUUUGAAUAAAACUGUCUCAUGGCUAGAGAGCCAAGAAGAAAAGCCAGAGGCGAGUGAAAUAAAGAGUAUAGCUGCUGAAGGAAUCCUAACCUGUUUACAAGACGCUAUUGAUUCGCUCAAGGAAAAGCAGGAUGUCCAACAAAUGACUGAGCAAUGGAAUUUCAUCCCUCUCGUGGUUGAGGAGCUGGCAAAGUUUGAAAGCACUACAAAUGGUUCAGCAGUGCUCUCGAAGGAAGAACUUUGCAGGGAAGCAAUGAACUGUAAGAAGAUUUACGAGGUUGAAUUUCGCAAACUUGAUGAUGAUUCAUUAGCGGAUAAGAAACGGCCUAGAACUGAUGAGACUAAGAAGGGUUACAAAGGUAGAACCCGAGCUUUCACCGGUGACGAAGCAGCUUAUGACAGUGAUGAAACAAUUGAGAUGACCGAGGAGGAUGUAGAACUUGCUUACAAUGCUGUAGCUUCUAAGCUUAAACGCUGAAUGAAUUCGUAGAAGAGAGACUCCAGUCUCCCCUACUAAGCUUACAUUGCUCAUACUUUUACUUGUACAGCCGCGUCAUCGUAACUGCUUUCUUUGUAUUGUCAUUUUAAGCUUUUGUGUGUGUAUUUUCUGCACCUGCCCCAAAAGGUUGAUACCUUUGAACAGAAAGGACGAUGUUUUGAUUAUAAUCGUCUUGGGAAAGUCACCGUGAACUA
Rhododendron vialii is the source of this 1597-nucleotide messenger RNA. RefSeq names its product DNA-repair protein XRCC1. The record is from RefSeq and is a predicted model, not a curated record. Gene Ontology annotation, biological process: single strand break repair; base-excision repair; double-strand break repair via nonhomologous end joining. The transcript is spliced from 8 exons. Lineage: Eukaryota; Viridiplantae; Streptophyta; Magnoliopsida; Ericales; Ericaceae. Gene Ontology annotation, molecular function: damaged DNA binding. The coding region runs from base 207 to 1382 and encodes 391 amino acids.